UUUCUUGUUUCAUCUCUUCAUCAUAUCUAAAAGACAAAAUGGCUGAGUUUUCAACAAUGAGCAUCACCAUGGGAAACAGGAGUUACAUCUGCCAAGACACAAAAAAAAAAGUAUAUGGUAAUAUAUGGUACCAGGGCAACCCUCUCAACGUCCCAUAUUCCCUUUUCUUAAUUGAGUUUUCUGUCAUUUCCUCAUUCUCCCUCUUCUUCGAAUUCCUUCUCAAGCCUAUGGGACAACCAAAGAUCGUUCCGCAGAUUCUUAGUGGUGUAAUAGUUGGGCCAUCAGUGCUGGGGCACCAUGGAAAAUUUACAGACGGGUUGUUCCCUGUAGCAGGGUUAAAUCUUCUUAAAAAUAUAGCAGUAUCUGGCGUUAUGUUCUUCCUCUUCUUACUUGGACUGAAAAUGGAUUUAGCCAUGAUGAUUCGACCAGGACGAAAGGCCAUGAUAAUAGGCUUUACACUCUUCCUUUUCUCAACAACGCUCCCUAUAGGACUAUCCUUAUGGUUAACAAAACCUGUUCUCAAAGGAAACUCUCUUUUCUUUGUAGCGGCAUCACAGCAUCUAACAGCUUCUCCAGUAAUCGCCACUCUACUAAAUGAGCUCAAGAUUCUUAACACUAACCUUGGCCGCCUAGCUCUCUCUGCAUCAAUGUUUGCUGACACAUUUUCCAUUGUUAUGAACAUGGUUGCUUUCUCGAUGAAUUUUGUUAUGAAUUCCGAUACGGUAACAAUGGUAGGGGCACUUCUUUCACCAGUGGCUGUUAUGGCUAUUGUUGUGUUCAUCUUCAGGCCAACACUAAUGUGGAUGUUAAAAAAUUCACCCAAUGGGAAACCUAAUGCAAGGUGUAUCUUUUACGCUUUUGUGUUCGUCCUCGUUUCAGGACUUUUGAGUGAGAUUGCAGGCCAGCAUUAUGGCCUCGGACCAUUAGUUCUAGGCUUUGUUAUUCCUGACGGUCCGCCGUUUGGAGCUGCUUUAGUAUCAAAGCUAGAUACUCUUAUUACAAAUUUUUUUUUCCCCAUGUUCGUUGCCAUUCUAGGAAUAGAAACUGAUGUCUUCCAGAUUCAAUUUGAUGCUUUUUGGACUGUGACAAUAGUUGUUGUCUUUUCUUCCAUUGUCAAGAUCUUAGCAGUGAUGUUGCCAGGCAUCUAUUGUGAGAUGCCCACACAAGAUGCAUUAGUGCUUGCACUAAUUUUGAAUGCAAAAGGCUCUAUCGAUCUGAUGAUGUACAGUCUAUGGAAGGACACCAAGCUUCUAACUGAAGAAUAUUUUGUCCUAGCUGUUUUAUCAGUAAUGGUAGUAAUGGCAAUCAUAACCCCAUUGAUAAAACUACUCUAUGAUCCUGAAAGCCAAUACAUUUCAAACAGCAGAAGCACCAUCCAACAUUGCAAGCGUCAUUCAGAGUUCCGAAUUUUGGUCUGCAUUCACAACCAAGACAGCAUUCCCACAAUUGUAAACCUCUUGGAUGCCUCAUAUGCCGCCAAAGACAGCCCCGUUUUUGUUACAGCAUUGCUUCUUGUCGAGCUUGAAGGGCGAACCGCCCCUCGAUUUUUCUUGAACGAUGGAACCAGUAAGACAAGCACGCCAACAACAGGCCCAAUUGUGAAUGCAUUAAGCAUUUAUGAGGAGCAUAAUGAAGGCAAUGCUAUAGUUCAAUCAUUCACUUCAAUAUCUCAUAUCCAGACAAUGUAUGAUCAAAUCUGUCAAAUGGCUUCCGACAAACGUUCCACAAUUGUAAUCAUGCCAUUUCAUAAACAAUGGGCUAUUGAUGGUGGUGUUGAGUUUGUGAACCCUUCCAUCCAAACGCUCAACAUCAAUGUCCUCGAGAAGGCACCAUGUUCGGUUGGAAUUCUUGUUGAUAGAGGAAUCCUGAGCGGAUCAUUUUCUGUUCUCACCCGUCGAUCAUUAUUCCAUGUUGCUGCUGUGUUCAUUGGCGGUCCAGAUGAUGUUGAGUCACUGUCUUAUGCUUUUCGCAUGGCUAGACAUGAAUCUGUUCACCUUGCAGUCAUCAGGUUCCUUCAGUUUGGAGAUGAAAACUCUAAAGAUAGAAAACACGGCAGUGAUUUGAUUGAUGAAUACAUGCGUUCAAACAUAGGAAACAAGCGUUUCGAGUAUAUAGAAGAGGUGGUGAAAAAUGGGCCUAAUCUAUCUGAAUGUCUAAUGGCGUUGGUAGAUUGUUAUGAUUUGAUUCUGGUAGGAAGUUACCAUCAAGAGUCAGCAAUGCUUGUAGGACUUGGGGCAUGGAGCGAGUGCCCUGAGCUUGGAGUCAUCGGGGAUAUGCUUGCUUCGCCUGAUUUUCCAACGACAGCAUCAGUUUUGGUAGUGCAGCAGCAAAGAAUAAGAAGGAAGCUGAUGAUGCACAGUGUGCAGGCAGUGGUGAAUAAUGUAGAGGCAGUUCUUCAUGAUGUACGUGUUCCACAAAGAUCAGAUAGUUAUAGUAGAUUGUCUAUUUCAGUGGAAAAGAACUAGGAUUGCUGUCCAGCAAGCUAUAUUUUGUUUUAGUUUUUCCUUUUUAUUUCUGCUUUCUGUAUUCAUACUUUCUAAGAUAAGAAAUGUUUUGCUGUGCAAAAGAAUUUGUAAUGGUAUGCAACUUUUCAGAGUCAGGAUUUGAGAACUUGUAAACAGUCAA
Pistacia vera is the source of this 2625-nucleotide messenger RNA. RefSeq names its product cation/H(+) antiporter 15-like. Gene Ontology annotation, molecular function: antiporter activity. Gene Ontology annotation, biological process: proton transmembrane transport; regulation of pH. The transcript has 3 exons. The record is from RefSeq and is a predicted model, not a curated record. NCBI's taxonomy places the organism in Eukaryota, Viridiplantae, Streptophyta, Magnoliopsida, Sapindales, Anacardiaceae. Gene Ontology annotation, cellular component: endomembrane system; membrane. Bases 39 to 2465 code for a protein of 808 amino acids.